Molecule: messenger RNA, 2636 nt
Organism: Cataglyphis hispanica
Lineage: Eukaryota; Metazoa; Arthropoda; Insecta; Hymenoptera; Formicidae
Gene: Sps1
Product: inactive selenide, water dikinase-like protein
Exons: 6
Biological process (GO): L-selenocysteine biosynthetic process
Cellular component (GO): cytoplasm
Molecular function (GO): ATP binding; selenide, water dikinase activity
Source: RefSeq, a predicted model, not a curated record
GUGGUGCGUCCAUUUUGUCGACGCUCACGGUCCCGGUUAGUCGACGCCGGUGUGGAAUAGUAUAAUUCCCAUUUGCUGUGAGUUCGCGCGCGGGAGAUCUCAGUGGCUGUCCUUCGACGGCCACGCAUCACAUCCGAUCACGGAUCCGUGUUCCCGGGCGAGCGUGAGAACACCCGGAACAAUAAGGAACGUCGCGCGAAAAGGGAACGUAUUCCCCUCAUCUGGGAUUAUUGUCUGACAUCGGACAUCGGCAAGACUCGUUGUAACUGACGGAGUCGACAAAGGCGUAAAAACGACUGGAUUCUUUUCUCACUGAUAAUCUGCGCUCUUGUCUGUACCUGUAGUGAAUCGUUCGUGCAAGAUGGCGGAUCUGCAGGGCACCCCGGGGGCACAGGACGCCCUGGCUGUGGCGCAGCUCGAGCUCGAGGGGAAUCCGAAUGCCUUGGCGCUGCGUAGGCCGUUCGAUCCGGUGGCGCAUGAUCUCGAUGCAUCCUUCCGCUUGACGCGUUUCGCCGAUCUGAAAGGAUGAGGGUGUAAGGUCCCUCAGGAGAUUCUCGGGAAGCUCCUUGAGGGACUGCAGGCUGAUAACGCGUCCGCACAGGAUCACGAGCAUGCCCACUUCAUGCACAUGGCGAUUCCGCGCAUAGGCAUUGGCAUGGAUUCCUCUGUUACGCCGGUACGACAUGGCGGGCUCAGUCUGGUACAGACCACAGAUUUUUUUUAUCCACUAGUUGAUGACCCUUACAUGAUGGGUAAAAUUGCGUGCGCGAAUGUCCUCAGUGAUUUAUUUGCCAUGGGUGUCACGGACUGUGACAACAUGCUGAUGCUGCUAGGAGUUAGCACAAAAAUGACGGAGAAAGAGCGCGAUGUUGUCGUGCCACUGAUUAUGAGAGGAUUCAAGGAUUCCGCUGCAGAGGCAGGUACUACAGUGACUGGUGGUCAAACGGUUGUAAAUCCUUGGUGUACUAUAGGCGGGGUUGCUACUACUGUUUGUCAACCGAACGAGUACAUCGUACCAGAUAACGCUGUUGUGGGAGAUGUCUUAGUCCUAACAAAACCUCUCGGCACGCAAGUCGCCGUCAAUGCGCAUCAAUGGCUUGACCAACCUGACCGUUGGAAUAGAAUCAAGCUUGUGGUCAGUGAGGAGGAUGUGAGAAAAGGUUAUCAACGUGCAAUGGAUAGCAUGUCCAGAUUGAAUAAGAUAGCUGCAAGAUUGAUGCAUAAGUAUAAUGCACAUGGAGCCACAGAUGUCACUGGCUUUGGCCUUUUAGGACAUGCUCAGAAUCUAGCCAAACAUCAAAAGAAUGAAGUCUCCUUUGUUAUUCACAAUCUGCCUGUUAUCUCUAAAAUGGCAGCAGUAGCGAAGGCAUGUGGCAAUAUGUUCCAGCUGUUGCAGGGCCAUUCAGCCGAGACGAGCGGUGGUUUGCUUAUCUGCCUUCCUCGAGAACAGGCUGCAGCAUAUUGUAAAGACAUCGAGAAGCAGGAGGGAUAUCAGGCGUGGAUUAUUGGCAUCGUGGAAAAGGGACUGCGUACGGCUAGAAUAAUUGAUAAACCGCGAGUAAUCGAAGUUCCGGCUAAGGAGAAAGACGGCGAGCUUUGGUAAACUAAUAAUAAUAAUAAGAAGAAGAUAUACUAAUAGAAAUAAAAAAGGCCCAGAGAGAUAUUGUGCAUAUGCCUCUUCAAUUACACAUAUGUUUACAUAUUUGGAAAAUAGCACGCAACUCAACGAGCGCUUUUAUGUAUGUACACUAUGUACGAAAGGAGUUAGUUAUUUUCGUAUCUGCAUUUUGCGUAUAUUUUUUAUUGAUCAAUCACAUUUGGCAACCAUUAACAUCUCGAUUAUUAAGUCACAAAAAGUGAAAAUUGUUUCACAAUUAAUUCAUUGUAUCAUUUAUAUGGAAUAACUGUUUGUGAUUUAAUAGUAGAUUUGUUAAUGAUUAAUAUCGCGUUAAUAUUUUUUUUCUUUUUCUUUCAAAGCACAUUUAUAUUAUAUAGAAAAAUAUGCUAUUUCCUGUUUUUUUUUUUAUUUUUUUUUCCACGUGUUAACUCUGUAUUUAAAACUAAUUGCAAGUUUGAAAAUAUUUUGUUCAAAAUAUGCAAAACUGAAAAUAUUUUUAAUAUUUGUAAGAUUAAAUUAAAAAUAGCAUGUUAAGUAAUUUAGAUUGACAAGCUUCAAAAACUACACCCAAAUAAAUAUUAAGACGGCAAUGAAUAUAUUGAAGUUGAGCGCUCGGUGUUAUCAAGUUUGACAAAGAUAUCGAAAUGAUCGCUUACAAUUACAAAGAUGUAUGAAAUUUAUAUUUUAUAAAUUGUAGAAGCUAAACAUAAAAUCGAUAAGUACACAUUUACAAACUAUGAACAAUUGUAAAUCAAUGACAAACGCAAUGAUUACAUAAAAAAUAUUGUUGCAUAGGUAGCAUAUUCACAGUGACAGACUUACAAUGUUCAACUUUUAGAUUUAAUAACUAAGUAGAAUAUCAACACAAACACAGAGUCCAAAAAAAAAUAAAUAAAGGCCUUCUAAUUGUCUCUCAUAUGCAUACGCUUUGAAUGAUUCUCAAAAGAGAAAUAUUAAGCACAGGUCCUAAUGUUGUAUUACUUUUUCAUAUAAAUAAAGUACUACUUUGUCAAUAAAA